Messenger RNA from Prosopis cineraria, 1354 nucleotides. RefSeq names its product GDSL esterase/lipase At5g45920. Lineage: Eukaryota; Viridiplantae; Streptophyta; Magnoliopsida; Fabales; Fabaceae. The transcript has 5 exons. The record is from RefSeq and is a predicted model, not a curated record. Gene Ontology annotation, molecular function: hydrolase activity, acting on ester bonds. The coding region runs from base 349 to 1086 and encodes 245 amino acids.
AGAAAAAGACAAAAAGGUUGAAAACUUUGCGCUACCAUCACUGGAUGGGGUCUAAGAAAGACCUGUUUCUGUUUACCUGCAUCACAAUGGGCCUUCUGGGGUGCAAUUAAUUGGUUGCAUUAAAAAAUGGCAGCUUUUUCCACCCAAAAAAAAAAAAGAAAAAGAUUAGCAGCUUUAUUUAUGCAGCGAUGAACUGAGUAGCCGCACAGAAGAAGAAGAAGAAGAAGAAGAAGCUGUGACUCUGGAGUCUGUAUCUCUUCGAUACUUGUACUUGGGGUUUUGCAUUUAGAAGCUAGAGAGUUCCAUAAAACAAGCUUCAAAUUAAUACCCACAUAAGAAAUCUUGGCGAUGAGGCCAAAGAUUUAUCUUUUCGGUGACUCCAUUACUGAGGAGUCCUUUGGCAUCGGAGGUUGGGGUGCUUCUCUUGCCAACCAUUUCGCUCGCACGGUCGAUGUGGUGCUAAGAGGGUACAGUGGGUAUAAUACGAGAUGGGGGCUGAAGGUCUUGGACAGUGUCUUCCCUGCGAAACAAGACGGUGAUGGUGGGAAUGGAAUUCAUAGCGAAAGAGGACCAAUUGCUGUGACGGUUUUCUUUGGGGCCAAUGAUGCUAGUCUUCCAGAUAGAUGCUCUGCGUUUCAGCACGUGCCUCUCCAAGAAUAUAAGCACAACCUUCAUUCGAUUGUCUCCUUCUUCAAGAAGCGAUGGCCUAAUACUCAUGUGCUUCUAAUAACACCUCCUCCAAUUGAUGAAGAUGCACGCUUAAGAUAUCCUUACGUGGAGAAUAAGCAGGGCCUUCCGGAGAGGACAAAUGAAGCUGCUGGUGAAUAUGCCAGAGCAUGCGCUGCUAUUGCUGGAGAAUGUGGAGUACCUGUCAUUGACCUCUGGACCAAAAUGCAGCACUGCCCUGAGUGGAAAAAAGAAUAUUUAAGUGAUGGUUUGCAUCUCACCCAAAGUGGCAACCAAGUUGUUUUUGAGGAAGUAAUCAGGAAGCUCAGAGAUGACGGGUUGAGUGUAGAAGCUUUGCCUGUAGAUCUUCCAUUGAUAUCUGAUAUUGAUCCUAAUGACCCCAUGAAGGCCUUUCGGUAGUAUUAACCUGUUUGGAUGAUCAGUAAACGUAUGACAAUGAUGGUUUUGAAUUUUUUGUGAACUGUUCUUGGGACUGUUAUUAGGCAUGAUUCUCCAUAUCUUUGUUACUAGGUUUUCGAUUAGAAUAUGACAACUGUAUACAUUUUUAAUACAAUAUCUAAUUGUAAGAAACUUGUUCAGAAAACCUUUGCAAUUGUUACAUAAUUAUUGAAAAUUUAUAUACUUGUCAUAUUUUUAUGGAAAAACUUGUUGAGAGAGAUAUGUGAAA